AUGCCAAUCCCCACGCGCUCGGUUUCUACCCGAGAGACUCGGAAGCAGCCUGCCGCAAAUGUAGGGCGCACGGUGUCAAACCUGAAGCCCUCUACUACCUCACAAUUGACCGAUGAGGCUCCAUCCAAGACCGAAACUACGAGAAUCGCUUCCUCCAACCUAACGCGUCGUCAAAGCCUCGUCCGUCCGAGUCAGCUGCGGAUUCCAUCAUCUGCAAAGCCCACCACUCUUCCAACAAGUACAAGGAGUGUUGGACGGAUUCCGACAUCCCCUGUUAAGCGCAAUGUGACCGUUAGACAGCAAAAUGGAGAACCUGUUGUGCCGAAAAAGACAGACAUGCCCCCUCCCGCGCGACCGGUGCGUUCAUCCUCUCUGAGGCAGCCGACACGCUCGAGCACCGUAACAUCGACGGUGCCGCGUGGACAUGCUAGACAUCAGAGUCAGAUCGUCACGCCGUCUUCCAGAAAUCUUGCUAUGCCGUCGACAGCAACAUCUACAGCGUCUAAAACACGAAAUCAGUUCUCUACGUAUCAGCAGCAAUUUUCCCCCAAGAAGACACAGGAACCAACGGCUUCGACACCCGACAACGGCCCCGACGAGGCCUCUUCCCUGAUACCUUCGUCCUGGCCAGAGGUAGCAGCGCUACAGACCGAGCUUCUUCAGCUUAGUCUUUUAUACCAGUCCAUGCAGCAACGCAAUGACCGAUGGCAACGAGAUGCGCAGGCGCACCUAAGGAAGAAAUAUACCUCCGUAGCCGGUGACUACAAGGCUAUUCUGAACGAGGAGAAAGAGUUGCAGAGAAGACUCAAUGGACAGGCCUUGCAUUCCUGGCUCAGAAACUCGGGCGAGCACAACGGGCAGCAGAGAUUUGCAGAACAUGUUCAGCUUCUAUCCCAAGUCGCCGACGAGGUGUAUGGUCUUAGCGACAGUCAUGGACGGCACGCAAUAGCCAUUUUGGAGUUCGAGGAAUGGCUGCAAACAGUCGAGAAAAUUCAAGAAGCUCGGGCAAAUAUAGGACAUGAAGGCGACGACUUCAUCGAACCCAUUCGGCGCGAGUGGAGGGAAGAAACCAACGCGCUGAUAAUGAAGCUAGAGCUGGCAUCGAGGCAAUUGCAGAGUCUUGAUAUUCUAGGACACGAAGACGUGGAAGCGCUCAGCCGUUCUGCUUUAAUUCGAAUGGCUAAAGGUCUCGGUGAUCUGGUCAGUCAGAUGGUCGAAGAACUAAAUGUCAUCCGCAAAAUUGAAGCCGACAUAGUAAAAUCUGAAAAGUCUCGGGUUAGUGAGAUGGCCCAACAACUGGUUGAGAUGCCACCGAUCGAGGAACUAGCGAUGCCGAGAACUGGACUUUGGACACGACCCGCGCUCAAAUCAUGAGAGACAGUCCAACCAACCAAUGCUAUCCAUAAUCCCGCUACCACCCCCCCUCUUUCCCGUGGGGUGUGCGAUAGCCGUGUCCUUAUCGGUUAAAACCAGGGGACAGAACCUGUUUUUACUGUUCUUUCGGUCCUUCAUGAUACCACCACGAAGGUGCGCCCUCAGUUGCAUUUAAGGCAGGCGCGCGGUCGACCAGAGUUCUAGUCUAAAGGAUCAGGCGACAAAACCGGUUUUAGAACAUCUACCAUUCUGGGUAUUUGCCAUGUUCAUCCAUCGCGGGUGGUGGUAGACGAACUGCCGAACUGCACAACUGCGCACGAGGUGAUGGUCUCAAUGUUCAAAUAUAAAACCUUGUAAUGCACUGCUGAUUUGAGUCGUUCUAUCUGCACCUCGACCUAUUCGGUUGAAACCUUUUGUGAGUCAGGAGAGACGCGGGCCUCACAUGCCACUCAGCUAUGUGAAGCUGUAAAGAUUCGCCAGAGACACACUGUUGUUUGGUUAACAUCUCGAUUGGACGGUUUAUAAUGGACUUGGUUUAUUAGCUCUGGGACUCCGUAUAUAGGAUAAUGAUCAUAAAUAUGAUCAUAAA
Aspergillus nidulans FGSC A4 is the source of this 1963-nucleotide messenger RNA. RefSeq lists its product as uncharacterized. The transcript is spliced from 2 exons. Lineage: Eukaryota; Fungi; Ascomycota; Eurotiomycetes; Eurotiales; Aspergillaceae. The record is from RefSeq and is a predicted model, not a curated record. The coding region runs from base 1 to 1374 and encodes 457 amino acids.